Molecule: messenger RNA, 2933 nt
Organism: Elaeis guineensis (African oil palm)
Lineage: Eukaryota; Viridiplantae; Streptophyta; Magnoliopsida; Arecales; Arecaceae
Source: RefSeq, a predicted model, not a curated record
AGGAAGCCUACCUGGACCCGGCGUUAAGCGUGCUUAUAAUGUUGCAAUCAGGCCCGAAGCAAUCUUGCUCGUCAAUCGCCCAACCACAGACCAGUGGAAGAUAGAGAGAGAAACCAAUCGAUGGAGAAGUAUAGAGAACUGAGGGCCGCGGUGGAGACGGUGGCGGCGGUGGACGCGCACGCCCACAACCUGGUGGCGCUCGACUCCUCCUUCCCUUUUAUCCGAUGCUUCUCCGAGGCGGAGGGACACGCCCUCGCCUUCGCCCCCGACUCACUCUCCUUCAAGAGGAGCUUGAGGGAUAUUGCGGGACUUUACAAUUGCGAGGCAUCCUUGAAUGGAGUGGAAAACCACAGGAAGUUCGCUGGAUUGCAUUCAAUUAGUUCAAAAUGCUUUGAAGCGGCCAAUAUAUCUGCAGUCUUUAUUGAUGAUGGCAUUCAGUUUGACAAAAUGCAUGACUGGCAAUGGCACAAAUCUUUUGCUCCUGCAGUUGGCAGAAUAUUGAGAAUUGAACACUUGGCUGAAACAAUUCUUAAUGAUGAGAAGUUCAGCCAAUCAACAUGGUCUGUGGAUUCAUUUACUGAUAGUUUCCUGACAAAGAUGAAAUCAGUUGCUAAUGACAUUGUUGCCAUGAAAAGCAUAGCUGCUUACAGAAGUGGUUUACAAAUUGAUACAAAAGUUACUAAGAGAGCUGCUGAGGAAGGACUUCUUGAAGACUUAAACGCUGGCGGACCUGUUCGCAUCAAGAAUAAGAACUUUAUUGAUUAUUUAUUUACAUGUAGUUUGGAAGUUGCUGUAUCCUUUGACUUACCUAUGCAAAUUCAUACAGGUUUUGGAGAUAAGGACUUGGAUUUGAGGCUGGCCAACCCAUUGCAUCUACGUAAAGUUCUUGAGGAUAGGAGAUUUUCUAAAUCUCGGAUUGUUCUUCUACAUGCAUCUUAUCCAUUCUCAAAAGAAGCAUCAUAUCUAGCUUCAGUUUACUCCCAGGUCUACCUUGAUUUUGGACUGGCUGUGCCAAAGCUUAGUGUUCAAGGGAUGAUUUCUUCUGUCAAAGAACUUCUAGAGCUAGCACCUAUGAAGAAGGUGAUGUUCAGCACUGAUGGCUGUGCAUUCCCUGAAACUUUCUAUCUAGGUGCAAAGAAGGCACGUGAAGUUGUUUUUAGUGUUUUAUCAACUGCAUGUGAUGAUGGUGAUCUUACUAUUCUGGAGGCUGUGGAAGCUGUUUGGCGCAUCUUCAGACAAAACGCAUUGCAACUUUACAAGCUAAAUGGUAUUGUUUUAUCUAAUGAUCACUUGAGAGUCAUAUCUUUCAACAGCACCUCCAAGGUUGGUUCAUCAGAAGAGAAUUUAGUAUUUGUCCGAAUUAUCUGGGCUGAUGCUUCAGGCCAAUGCCGAUGUCGUGUUGUCCCAGCAAAGCGUUUUUAUGAAGUUGUUAAAGACAUAGGUGUGGGCUUGACUCAUGCAUCGAUGGGAAUGGCUUCAUUUUGUGAUGGUCCAGCAGAAGAGACCAAUCUAACUGGUGUGGGUGAGAUCAGACUGAUGCCAGAUUUAUCAACAAAAUAUAGGAUUCCAUGGUCAAGACAAGAGGAGAUGGUAUUGGCUGACAUGCACAUAAAGCCCGGUGAAGCUUGGGAAUAUUGUCCAAGGAAUGCCUUGCAAAGAGUCAUAAAAAUAUUGAAAGAUGAAUACGAUCUGGUUGUGAACGCAGGCUUUGAAAAUGAGUUUUAUCUCCUCAAAAAUGUUGUAAGAGAAGGGAAAGAACAGUGGGUCCCAUUUGAUAUGACCCCUUACUGUUCUACUUCAGGAUUUGAUGCUGCAUCUCCCAUUUUACAAGAAGUAAAAUCUGCUCUUGAAUCCAUGGAUAUUUCAGUUGAGCAGCUACAUGCAGAAUCUGGAAAGGGACAGUUUGAAGUAGCAUUGGGGCAUACACCUUCGAAUCUUGCAGCUGAUAAAUUGAUCUAUGCUCGUGAAGCUAUCAAGGCCAUUGCAAGAAAGCACAAAUUAUUAGCAACCUUUCUUCCAAAGUACUACUUGGAUGAUAUUGGCUCUGGAUGCCAUGUGCAUUUAAGUUUGUGGCAGAAUGGCAAGAAUGUUUUUAUGGGAUCCGAGGUACCACAAACUCAAUAUGGAAUGUCAAAAGUUGGGGAGCAGUUCAUGGCAGGAGUUUACUAUCAUCUUAGUUCAAUCUUAGCAUUUACAGCUCCACUUCCAAAUAGUUAUGACCGGAUUAAACCAGAUACAUGGAGUGGAGCAUAUCUUUGUUGGGGAAAAGAAAACAGAGAAGCUCCAUUGAGGACUGCAUGCCCCCCUGGUGUGCCUAAUGAGCUUGUAAGCAACUUUGAAAUUAAGUCCUUAGAUGGGUGUGCAAACCCGCACUUGGGCUUAGCUUCAAUAAUAGCUGCUGGGAUUGAUGGCCUUCGGAGAAGUCUUACCUUGCCUGAGCCUAUUGAAACAAAUCCUUCUUUUCAUGCUUCAAAACUUAGAAGGUUGCCAAAAGAAUUGGGUGAAUCUAUAGAAGCACUUUCUGGGGAUGAGAUUUUGAACGAAUUAGUUGGUGAAAAACUUGUAACUGCUGUUAUAGGCAUUCGCAAGGCAGAGGUUGACUACUACGGAAAGAAUAAAGAUGCGUACAAAGAACUCAUUCACCGAUACUAGUAAGCUAACAGUUUCUGGGUUGAAUAGCAGAGAAAAUAUCAUUUAUCUUUUGAAUCACUACAGUCCUGGCUCAGUGAAACAAGUCAAUGCCUGUGUUGUUUGAUCUGUUCAAGUUGCAUACCCGGUUAAAGUGUUGUCACUGUCAUUUGGCCCUGAAAUUUUAUAAUGGUCAUUGUGCGGUGGAGAGUGUUGAGAUUGUGAAUUUUCCAGACCAACUUUUUGUUUAUUGGAUGAGAAAAAUGAUCGUGAAUGAAAAUAAAUUCAUCUUGCAUCAUUUUUUU